UUAGCCUAAAUGCUGUGUAUUAUCCUAAGAACAGAGUCUCAAAUGAGUAAUCACAUCUUUGUGGAUUUGACAUUCAAAACACCAGAGGAUGAGCUCUUUCAUCCGUAGGUUUUAAGACAUAAUUAUGAAAGGCCCCAGGCAGUACAGGAAGAUAAUUUUAUUCUGUUGCUUUGAAUCUAGUUCAUAAGAAAAUGAUUCUAUGCAGGUGUUUCUUGCUAUCUGCUGCUACUGAAAUCUGCUUUUCUUGUGUAGAUCACUGGUACAGAUGAGGAAAUUAGUAAUCCAUCCUUUUUAGAUCUGGUGAGAACUCCCCAAAUGAGGAAGUGCACACUUAUACUUAUGUUUGCUUGGUUCACAAGUGCAGUGGUCUAUCAAGGACUUGUCAUGCGUCUGGGAAUUGUGGGAGGCAACCUGCACUUAGACUUCCUCAUCUCAGGACUCGUGGAGCUGCCUGGAGCCCUUUUGAUCCUAUUAAGCAUUGAGCGCCUUGGACGCCGCCUCCCUUUUGCAGCAAGCAAUAUAGUGGCUGGGGUGGCAUGUCUGGUCACCGCGUUCUUACCAGAAGGGUUACCAUGGCUGAGGACCACAGUUGCUACCCUGGGAAGACUAGGGAUAACCAUGGCCUUUGAAAUUGUUUAUUUGGUAAAUUCUGAAUUGUACCCAACAACGUUACGAAACUUUGGAGUUUCACUGUGCUCAGCCUUGUGUGAUUUUGGGGGAAUCAUAGCACCAUUUUUGCUCUUUCGACUGGCUGCCGUGUGGCUGGAACUACCUCUGAUCAUCUUUGGUGUCCUGGCUUCUGUCUGUGGUGGUCUCGUGAUGCUUUUACCUGAAACCAAAGGUAUCGCCUUGCCAGAGACAGUGGACGAUGUAGAAAAACUUGGCAGGUAUGUUAUUCCCAACACCAUCUUUGUAAGCAGUGCCUACCAAGUGAUGGAGGUGGGGUGUGAGAAGAACCUGCCUCUCAUCCUGCCCUCAGCCAUGGGGAAGACCAGGGCUCCAGAGCUGCCCUGUGUCACCCUGUGCCUAAUAGAGUAG
Castor canadensis (American beaver) is the source of this 1038-nucleotide messenger RNA. NCBI's taxonomy places the organism in Eukaryota, Metazoa, Chordata, Mammalia, Rodentia, Castoridae. The record is from RefSeq and is a predicted model, not a curated record.